UACUUCCGGUGGGCAUCUAGGCUUCUCUGGCGUCAAAAUGUCGCUUGUGGCAGGGGUUAUUCGGCGUCUGGACGAGACAGUGGUGAACCGCAUUGCGGCGGGAGAAGUUAUCCAGCGGCCUGCUAAUGCCAUCAAAGAGAUGAUUGAAAACUGUUUAGAUGCAAAAUCCACAAGUAUUCAAGUGGUUGUUAAAGAGGGAGGUCUAAAGUUAAUUCAGAUCCAAGACAAUGGCACUGGAAUCAGGAAAGAAGAUCUGGAUAUUGUGUGUGAGAGGUUCACAACAAGUAAACUGCAGUCCUUUGAGGAUUUAGCCAGUAUUUCUACUUAUGGCUUUCGGGGUGAGGCGUUGGCCAGCAUAAGCCACGUGGCUCACGUUACCAUUACAACCAAAACAGCUGAUGGAAAGUGUGCGUACAGAGCAAGUUACGCAGAUGGAAAGCUGAAAGCGCCUCCUAAACCAUGUGCAGGCAAUCAGGGGACCCAGAUCACGGUGGAAGACCUUUUUUAUAACAUAACCACAAGAAGGAAAGCUUUAAAAAAUCCAAGUGAAGAGUAUGGGAAAAUUUUGGAAGUUGUUGGCAGGUAUUCAAUACACAACUCAGGUGUUAGUUUCUCAGUUAAGAAACAAGGUGAGACAGUUGCUGACAUCAGAACACUAUCCAGUGCCACGAUUGUGGACAACAUUCGCUCCAUCUUUGGAAAUGCUGUUAGCCGAGAACUAAUAGAAGUCGGGUGUGAGGAUAAAACUCUGGCUUUCAAAAUGAAUGGCUACAUAUCUAAUGCAAACUACUCGGUGAAGAAGUGCAUUUUCUUACUCUUCAUCAACCAUCGUCUGGUAGAAUCAACUUCAAUGAGAAAAGCCAUAGAAACAGUGUAUGCAGCAUAUUUGCCCAAAAACACACACCCGUUCCUAUACCUCAGUUUAGAAAUCAGCCCCCAGAAUGUGGAUGUCAAUGUGCACCCCACAAAACAUGAAGUUCACUUUCUUCAUGAGGAGAGCAUCCUAGAGCGGGUGCAGCAACACAUUGAGAGCAAGCUCCUGGGUGCCAACUCAUCCAGGGUGUACUUCACUCAGACUUUGCUACCAGGACUUGCCAGUUCCUCCGGGGAGGUAGUUAAGUCUACACCAGGUGUGACCUCCUCAUCUACUUCUGGAAGUGGAGACAAGGUCUAUGCUUAUCAGAUGGUCCGUACAGAUUCCCGGGAACAGAAGCUCGAUGCCUUUCUGCAGCCUGUGAGCAAGGCCCUACCCAAUCAGCCCCAGGCCUCUGAACCAGGGGAUAGGACUCAUGCUUCUAGUUGCAAAGCUGGGCCGCAAGAUGAAGAGAUGCUUGAAAUCCCAGCCCCUGGUGAGGUGGCCGCCAAGAAUCAGAACAUGGAGGUGGAUACAAACAAGGGUGCUUUAGAAACAGCAGAAAAGAAAGCACCCACUUGUAGCCCAGGCAAUCCCAGAAAGAGACAUCGGGAAGACUCUGAUGUGGAAAUGAUGGAAAGUGGUUCCCAGAAGGACAUGACAGCAGCUUGUACCCCUCGGAGAAGGAUCAUUAACCUCACUAGUGUUUUGAGUCUUCAGGAAGAAAUUAAUGAACAGGGACAUGAGACUCUCCGGGAGAUGCUCCAAAACCACUCCUUUGUGGGCUGUGUGAAUCCUCAGUGGGCCUUGGCCCAGCAUCAGACCAAGUUAUAUCUUCUCAACACCACCAAGCUUAGUGAAGAACUGUUCUACCAGAUACUCAUUUAUGACUUUGCAAAUUUUGGUGUUCUGAGGUUAUCGGAGCCAGCACCCCUCUUUGACCUUGCCAUGCUUGCCUUGGAUAGUCCUGAGAGCGGCUGGACUGAGGAAGAUGGUCCCAAAGAAGGACUUGCUGAAUACAUAGUUGAGUUUCUGAAAAAAAAAGCCGAGAUGCUGGCAGACUAUUUCUCUUUGGAAAUUGAUGAGGAAGGAAACCUCAUUGGAUUGCCCCUUCUGAUCGAAAACUAUGUGCCUCCUUUGGAGGGACUGCCUAUCUUCAUCCUCCGACUAGCCACAGAGGUAAAUUGGGAUGAAGAAAAGGAAUGUUUUGAAAGCCUCAGUAAAGAAUGUGCUAUGUUUUACUCCAUCCGGAAACAGUAUGUAUCAGAAGAGUCAACCCUCUCAAGCCAGCAGAGUGAAGUAUCUGGCUCUACUUUAAACCCCUGGAAGUGGACUGUGGAACACAUUGUCUACAAAGCCUUCCGCUCACACCUUAUACCUCCAAAACAUUUCACAGAAGAUGGAAAUGUCCUGCAACUCGCUAACCUGCCAGAUUUAUACAAAGUCUUUGAAAGGUGUUAAAUAUGAUCACUUACGGUGUUUUAUUUUGUAUCCCGAUGUUGUGAGUAGGACUUAAAGUUGAGUAUUUGCACUAGUAGCGUACUUUCAUGCACAGUGGAUUAACUGUAAAUAGUCAAAUGUAUCCUAAUGUGAUUUCAUGUUAACUUCAUUACACAUGAAAAUUUUUCUAGAUCUGUUUUUAUUAUAUACCAGACUGUUCAAGAAUCCCAAAAGAAGUCUGAAAGCCACUGGGAAUCUCAUACAGUGCUCUUCAGGCACCAUUAAGAAUUAUAAAAUGGUCUUGAAGAUUUCCUAGAUCAUUCUCUGAUUUGAUUCUUCCUGUAUUCCUGGAAACUUCUAUUAAGAGCUAUACUGUGUGUCAGUUCAGAUGCCUUUUAAAAGAACUUGAACAAGUAAAAGACUUAACAUCAACUAUUGAGAAAUUUUGAAUUAAGAAUCUAUCUUCAGUAACCAAAGCUAAUUUAUUAAGAGAAAAACUUGAGGGAAAAUAGUCCUUAUCCAUUCUCUAACUGGUAUAAAUGUUUUGAGUUAAUCUACUCUCUUAAUGGCCAUGACUACUAGCCACGUAAGUUUCUAGGCAUUCUUCUUUGAAGAAUAAUAUUACAAUAUCGAUUUUAAACUAUUUAGCCCCAAAAUAUGCCACCUUAAUAAUAACCUACAUUGAUAGAUGCUUAAAGCACAGGGAGGAAGAUUGCCUAUAGUUUUAAGGUAAAAUCCAAGUAUAGUUCAGUUCAUGAACUUAAUUCUUUCCACAAUUUAGUUGAAAACCGAAUUGGAUGAAAACUGAAUCAGAUUCAGUAAUUAGGAUCAGUGUUGACCUUGUAGGGAAAUCUGAUUCAGUUCUUAUCCAAUUUGGUUCACAACUAGUUCAUGAACCAAGGUACCACUGUAAGAGGACUCAAUGAAUAAAGUUCUGUAGAAAAGAACAAUACGAAUGAAGCCAUUUCAUAUGAAAAGGACAGACAACAGAAUAGAAGCAGCGUAUUUGUCAUGCUAUAAAAAAGGCAAGAUCAGUUUCUAGCAGUUAAAACUCCAAACAGCAGACUGGGGCAUGUCAGAAAGGAGGCUCCAUGAGCCCAGGAGGUACACAGCCAAAGUGUCUAAGUGGAGAGGGAGUCUGGUUGCCCCGGGGAAGAGCUAGAACACACUGUGUUCCACUUAGGGGAUAGGAAGCUAAAAAUCUUCAUUUCAAAACAUCCUCUCACCCACCACCAGCCACACAACUGUUGUCACAUCAGGAAAUUUUCAGGAAGUCAGUUCACUUGAGGAGAUUGGUUUCCGUAUCUUUAAAGGGAAGGGGUAGUAUUACUCUAAAGAAGGGAACGAUUAUUGAAGGUUUUAUUCACUUUUGAGUUUAUUAUCUAGUUUCAAGUCUAGUUUUAUUAUCUUAAAUGUCCUUAAUUCAUUAAAGUUUGCCCCAGUAUAUUUUCUGUGUAAGCAUUUGAAGCUACAUAAUCAUUUCCAUAAAACCACCUUGAUUCUGACAGUAAAAGAACAUCACAAACCCUGCAAAGUGAAUAUACUUGUAACUUGAUCAAAAACAAAACAAACUUCAGGUUGGGUGCCUUUAGAUGAAAUUAAAAGUUCUUAGAGGAAAAAGUUCUAUAUUCCAGGUUAUUUUUUGUUCAGAGAGAAAAGAAGAGCAGCAAGAAAGGAGGGAUAUAGUUGCUAUGAUUUGCUUUUAAAGGUUUCUGUAUCAAAAUAAAUGUGUCAGCAGCC
Fukomys damarensis (Damara mole-rat) is the source of this 4033-nucleotide messenger RNA. RefSeq names its product mutL homolog 1 (gene Mlh1). Gene Ontology annotation, molecular function: ATP hydrolysis activity; ATP-dependent DNA damage sensor activity; mismatched DNA binding. Gene Ontology annotation, biological process: mismatch repair. Gene Ontology annotation, cellular component: MutLalpha complex. The transcript is spliced from 19 exons. Lineage: Eukaryota; Metazoa; Chordata; Mammalia; Rodentia; Bathyergidae. The record is from RefSeq and is a predicted model, not a curated record. The coding region runs from base 38 to 2314 and encodes 758 amino acids.